This is a messenger RNA of Penicillium verhagenii, 1404 nucleotides long. Its product is annotated as DUF895 domain membrane protein. The record is from RefSeq and is a predicted model, not a curated record. The transcript is spliced from 4 exons. The coding region runs from base 1 to 1404 and encodes 467 amino acids. NCBI's taxonomy places the organism in Eukaryota, Fungi, Ascomycota, Eurotiomycetes, Eurotiales, Aspergillaceae.
AUGACAAGCGUGGAUAAAGGUGCGCCGCCGAAAGAUGAGGAGGUCAGCGAUACAUAUGAGUCCCAGUCUGGGGAAUCGCAUCCAGUAAAAUGGUAUCGCUCGACGUUCUACAAUGCCCUCGUUCUGGGGCUUUGCAACCUCCUAGCUCCCGGUAUCUGGGGAGCGAUGAACUCCCUGGGUGGAGGAGGCGAAGAAAAGCCCUACCUCGUCAACGCAGCAAACGCCCUAACAUUCUGUCUCAUGGUUGUAUCUUGCUUCCUGGGCAGUGUUGUCGUUCGAUUUAUCGGCAUCAAGUGGACCUUGAUAAUUGGAACAAUGGGUUAUGCGCCGUACGCCGCGGGACUAUACACAAACAAUCGCUUCGGGGAUUCGUGGCUCGUGAUUCUGGGUGCGGCGCUUUGCGGUAUCUCGGCGGGUAUUUUCUGGAUGGCCGAAGCCGCGAUCGCGCUUUCUUAUCCUGAGCCAUAUAAUCAAGGUCGCUUUUUGGGAUUCUGGUUAAGUUUCCGUGUUGGAGGGCAGAUCUUGGGUGGCGCGAUCAGCUUGGGCAUCAAUGCGAAUCGUUCGACUGCGGGAAGUGUGUCAUAUACCGUGUAUAUCAUCUUCAUUGUGCUUCAGGCUUUGGGUCCAUUUGCUGGAUUGCUUCUGAAUACACCGUCCCAGGUGCAGCGAAAGGAUGGGGUUCCUGUGCGACUGAAAGUGAACAACAGUGUCGGGUUUGAGCUCAAGCAGAUGACCAAGUUGUUCUUGAGUCGCAAGUUCCUGUUGAUCAUUCCAUUUAUCUGUCAGGCUGUCUAUACUGAAGCCGUGAUGUUCUCGUAUGAGGACCUGUGGCUCACCGUGCGAUCACGAGCUCUCGGCUCCUUUCUCAGUGGAAUUGUUGCGCUGAUAGCAGGAAAUGUUCUGGGGGCAUUCCUCGACAACAAGUCCAUUUCGCUCAAAACACGGACUAGAGCUGCCUUUUUCUUUGUCGUUGGCUGGCAAGGAAUCUGCUGGAUAUGGGCCACGAUCAACACCACCGAGUUCAACAAGACAAACCCAGUGUACGACUGGGUUGAUCCUGGUUUUGGAAGAGCAUUCGCGCUUUUCCUAUUCUGGGUUGCUGGGUUCCAACUCAACUAUAUGUAUCUAUUCUUCUUGGUCGGCAACUUGGCGGAUGAUGAUGAGGAAGUUGUCCGAAUUGCCGGUUUGUUACGUGGAACUGAGUCUGCUGCACAAGCUGUCAGUUAUGGUCUCAGCAGUGUGACGAUCAUGGCCGCCGUGGGAAGUGUUUACCUCAACUUUGUCCUGUGGGCAAUUGCUAUCCUGCCGGCGUGGCUCCUCGUGAAAGAGGUUGGAACGCUUUUUGGAGAUAAGAAACUUGAAAGAGAGGCUCGAGCUCUGCGAGAGCCAUCUGACACUGAGUAG